AUGAGCAAGUAUCAUGUCGUAUAUUACCUAUUUUAUAACAUUCUGUGCGUUUUUGCCCCAUUCCCAACGUUAGAACUCAACUUUGACCCUCAAAAAGAACCAGAUGGACUGGUUGAGGAAUGGCACCGCUUUGUCAAAAUACAGGUAAGAUAUUCAGGUUUUAUAUAAUUUUUUAAAAAGUGACAGAAACUUUGUUUACAAGGCCAGAUUAACAAGUUUUAGCGGAAAAAAGCAAAAAAUGGCAGUUUUGCGGAAUUAUUUCGGUAAAAUCGCAAUAACUUUGUUUACAGACUUAGCUUUAAUAAAAUAUUCUAUAAUUAUAUUGUAUAAAUACGUAACCUAAGUUCUUUUUUUUUAAUUCCAUAAAAAUAACAAAAACUUCCGUUUUGUGAUCAUCUUCCUUUUCAUGUAAAAACUUUCUUUCCAGCAAAACCAGACCGCUCGCUUUGGCCAAGAGUUCCCAGUCGACGACAGAUUGUACGGAAAUCUGCGGAAAUGUGGUCAUUUUAUCAGCCCGGCUUCAGAUUCGGUUCAUUUUGUCAAAGUGAAUGAUAUCGAAUUGUACACGGAAAUUGGGCAUGGAACCACUUUUUGUCGUCCUGGGAUAAAGUUGGUGAAGCGAGAGAAUGAAACUGUGAAUUUGGAGCGAGAUGGUCAAGGUAAGCCUAAAAUAAUAUAAAAAAUAUUUUUUUUGUAAAAUACGCGAAGAAAAAUCACAAGGCCUUACCAUAGGAACAAAGUUUUCACCAUAGGAACAGAGUAUAAAAAAAAUUUACAUAAUAUGUUAUAUGUUAUAUCAUUUUGUUUUUUUACGAAAUUUUAAGCGCCAAAACGCCUUUUUUCAUUGUGCAGCCUGCGUAACAACGGGCGCAGGUCGUACUUUUAGCUGUUUGAAAACUUUUUGAUUGAUAUUAUAAAUAAUUAUGUAAAAUACGCCGUUCUUACUCGCUGUCAACAUUUUUCAUUUUUUCCAAAAUUGUUACAAAGUUUUAAAAUUAUAAAAAUUACAGUAUUCCGCCACCAAUGCCUAAACUCAAUGCAAACCCAGUCGACAAACCCAUCCUUGGCCAAGAUUUUUCGUUUGAUGGGAGCAAAACUGGAGGUUUUUGAAUCAAAUCUGGCACAUAACAAUAUUCAAAGCUGGACACGACAUGUUAUCCGAAUGAUGAAGCGAACGGCUGAUUAUGAUCAAAAAUGGAAAUUUAUACUUAUUAUCCCUGGACUGUUUGUAGGUUUUUGUACUGUUGUACUGGCUUUUUAGGUAUUAAAAAUGAAUUGCUGAUAAUAAGGUAAGGUACAGUAAGAAAGCGGGGUGGGAUCAGAUUAGAGGUAAAACCAAGCCAUCUCCAGUUUUUUGCCGGACUGAUCCAUCUACGAUUUUCUUCAUGCCGGUCCGGGUCGAAAACUUUUGGAACUGUUCGAUCCGCCCCUAAUUGUUUUCAUGCCGACUUGUUGGGCUAGGGCUCUGGGCUAGAGCUAUGGUUCUUCGCAAGGGCUUCAGGCUAGGUCAUGAUGAACUUACAAGCUAAAAACUUAUUUUUAGGACGCUCACAUUGGUCGACCCUUUCACUUAGUAGCAGAUGACAUUCUACAAUCAAUUCAACUUUUACAUUCCGAGUUACCUUACAAAACGAUGGUUACUGUGGUUCGGAAUGCACAUUUAAAUUUACAUCAAGAAAUAUCGGAAAAGUUUUUCUUUUGCAAAAAAAUGCAAAAUCUGUGGAAACUGGAUCCUACUAAUGGUGACGGAGCUUGGACUACGGUAAGAAAGCUAUAAAAUUUGGAAAAUUUCUUUGAGAGGGGGCACAGAAGUUAAUGGCCUAGUAGUAAUAGGUAAUAGGAUAGGAGGCUUUGUGAAUUUAGAGUUGUGUGUAUAAGGCUUAAAGAAGGGGUGAUUAAGCAAUAUGGAAAGAGGGAUUUGUUAGGUAGGGUUAGAGAAGAACCAGUAUCGAGCUAGGCUGAGGCUAUAUUUUAAAAUAGGUAAUGCUUGGUCGUAGUGAUUGAGAUGCACGGUGCACAUGUCAUAUUAUAAUGACAAGGGUGUGGACUGGUUAUAUUAGGGUAACAUUAGGGGUACGGUUGUUUUAGGACUUUAAUAUAUAGGGUACGGUAGGGGUUUUGAAGCAUACGGUAGAGCAUGGUGUGAUAAAAUAGUGUAGGAGGGUAGGGUAAGAUAAAGUAGGGUAGAGUAGGGUAGGGUAGGGUAGGGUAUUGCUAUUUCUAACUUGUGAAUUUUAGUUAGAAAAUCGGAUAAAACGAAAUUAUCAAAUUGAAAACUUCUACGUGGAUGUGCUCAACGUUGUAGACGAAAGUCGACCAGUUUACUAUGAAAAAGUGUAAGUCGAAAUUAAAAAUAUUUUUUUUAUUUUUUAAAUAUAAAAUAAAAUUUUUUAUUUUCAGUCCAGACAUCUCAAUACUAGACGUGGACUGUGUCCACUUCUCAACUCGUGGGCUUUCCUUGCUCCAUGGCCAUAUUUGGAAUCAGCUGAUUGAGCCAGGCAGUCGUCAAAGCGAAUGGAAACCGCUGGUUCGGCCGUUCUUCUGCCCUCGCCCUCAAUGUCCAUACUUUAUCACUGAUGAAAAUGCACAAUAUUGCCUGAGGCCAAAGAGUUACAGCUUUCGACAACGAUCAAGUCCAAAGAUAUUAACUGUAACACUACUUACUAUGGUGUUAUUUUUGUUUAUUAUACUUUUCACUUAUACUGUGUGCUUGUAA
Molecule: messenger RNA, 2716 nt
Organism: Bursaphelenchus okinawaensis
Lineage: Eukaryota; Metazoa; Nematoda; Chromadorea; Rhabditida; Aphelenchoididae
Source: the annotation of a GenBank genome assembly